This is a messenger RNA of Solanum verrucosum, 3879 nucleotides long. RefSeq names its product putative disease resistance RPP13-like protein 1. Gene Ontology annotation, biological process: defense response to other organism. NCBI's taxonomy places the organism in Eukaryota, Viridiplantae, Streptophyta, Magnoliopsida, Solanales, Solanaceae. The record is from RefSeq and is a predicted model, not a curated record. The transcript has 5 exons. Gene Ontology annotation, molecular function: ADP binding. The coding region runs from base 1 to 3879 and encodes 1292 amino acids.
AUGGAGAUCGGCAUAGCAGUUGGUGGUGCAUUUCUCUCUUCAGCUUUGAAUGUUCUCUUUGAUAGGCUUGCUCCUAACGGUGAUCUGCUCAACAUGUUUAAGAUGGACAAGCGUGAUGUUCGGCUCUUAAAGAAGCUGAGGAUGACUUUGCUUGGCCUUCAGGCUGUGUUAAGUGAUGCGGAGAAUAAGCAAGCAUCAAAUCAAUACGUGAGCCAGUGGCUUAAUGAGCUUAAAGAUGCUGUGGACGGCGCUGAAAACUUAAUUGAAGAAGUCAAUUAUGAGGUUUUGAGACUAAAGGUGGAAGGUCAGCAUCAGUAUCUUGGAGUAACAAGCAAUCGACAGGUAAAUGACUGCAACCUAUGCUUUAGUGAUGAUUUUUUUCUUAACAUAAAGGAGAAGUUGGAAGACACCAUUGAAACAUUGGAGGAGUUGGAAAAGCAAAUUGGUCGCCUUGAUCUAACAAAGUAUCUUGAUUCCGGUAAACAAGAAAAAAGGGAAUCUUCAACUUCUUUGGUUGAUGAAUCUGAUAUCUUAGGCAGGCAGAAUGAAAUAGAGGAAUUGAUUGACCGUUUGUUGUCUGAGAAUGGAAAUGGAAAAAAUCUUACUGUAGUUCCUAUUGUUGGAAUGGGGGGUGUGGGCAAGACAACACUUGCUAAAGCUGUUUACAAUGAUGAGAGUGUGAAAAAACAUUUUGAUUUGAAAGCUUGGAUUUGUGUGUCUGAACCAUAUGAUAUUCUCAGAAUAACAAAAGAGUUACUUCAAGAAAUUGGUUUAACGGUUGAUAACAAUCUGAAUCAACUUCAAGUCAAAUUGAAGGAAAGCUUAAAGGGAAAAAAGUUUCUUAUUGUCCUAGAUGAUGUGUGGAAUGAUGACUAUAAAGAGUGGGAUGACUUGAGAAAUAUUUUUGUACAAGGAGAUGUAGGAAGUAAGAUUAUUGUGACGACACGUAAGGAGAGUGUUGCCUUGAUGAUGGGUAGUGGGGCAAUCAAUGUGGGGACUCUGUCUAGUGAAGUCUCAUGGGCUCUAUUCAAACAGCAUUCAUUAGAAAAUAGGGAUCCUGAGGAACAUCCAGAACUUGAAGAGGUUGGAAAACAAAUUUCACAUAAAUGCAAAGGAUUGCCAUUAGCUCUAAAGGCACUUGCUGGCAUUUUACGCUCCAAAUUCGAGGUGAAUGAGUGGACAGACAUUUUAAGAAGUGAGAUAUGGGAGCUGCCACAUCAUCCGAAUGGAAUCUUACCAGCGUUGAUGUUGAGCUACAAUGAUCUUCCUCCACAUUUGAAGCGGUGUUUUGCUUUUUGUGCAAUAUAUCCGAAAGACUAUCUAUUUUGCAAAGAACAAGUUAUUCACCUCUGGAUUGCUAAUGGUCUUGUACAGCAGUUGCAUUCAGCUAACCAAUAUUUUCUCGAGUUGAGAUCGAGAUCAUUGUUUGAAAGGGUCCGAAAGUCUUCUGAAUGGACUUCGAGGGAAUUCUUAAUGCAUGACCUUGUCAAUGAUUUGGCCCAAAUUGCAUCUUCCAAUCAGUGUAUCAGGUUGGAAGACAUCGAAGCAUCUCAUAUGUUGGAACGAACUCGACACUUGUCAUAUUCAAUGGAUAAUGGUGAUUUUGGUAAACUGAAAAUCCUCAACAAAUUGGAGCAAUUGAGGACAUUGCUUCCCAUCAAUAUCCAGCGGCGUCCAUGCCAUCUAAGCAACAGGGUGCUGCAUGACAUAUUGCCAAGACUAACAUCUUUGAGGGCAUUAUCAUUGUCUCAUUAUACGAUUAAGGAGUUGCCAAAUGAUUUGUUUAUCAAGUUAAAGCACCUAAGAUUUUUGGACCUUUCUUGGACAAAUAUAAAAAAGUUGCCAGAUUCAAUUUGUGUACUGUACAACUUAGAGACACUUCUGUUGUCACAUUGUAGUUCUCUUAAGGAGCUACCUCUACAUAUGGAAAAACUGAUCAAUUUGCGUCACCUUGACAUUAGCGAAGCUCAUUUGAGGACACCCCUACAUCUAAGCAAGUUGAAAAAUCUCCAUGCGCUAGUGGGAGCCAAGUUUCUUCUAAGUGGUCACGGUGGUUCGAGAAUGGAAGAUUUGUAUGGAUCUCUAUCAAUUCUAGAGUUGCAAAAUGUGGUCGAUAGAAGGGAAUCUCUGAAGGCAAACAUGAGGGAAAAGAAACAUGUUGAAAGGUUAUCUUUGGAGUGGAGUGGAAGUAAUGCUGACAAUUCACAAACUGAAAGAGAGAUACUUGAUGAGCUACAACCAAAUACAAACAUAAAAGAAGUCCGAAUCACUUGCUAUAGAGGGACAAAAUUUCCAAAUUGGCUAGCUGAUCAUUCAUUUCAUAAACUAAUAGAAGUGUCUCUUAUCUACUGCAAGAACUGUGAUUCCUUGCCAGCACUAGGACAGCUUCCUUGUUUAAAAUUCCUUACCAUUAGAGGGAUGCAUCAAAUAACAGAGGUGAGUGAAGAGUUCUAUGGUAGUUUGUCCUGCACAAAGCCAUUUAACUCCCUUGAGAAGCUUGAAUUCAUAGAGAUGCCGGAGUGGAAGCAGUGGCAUGUACUGGGGAAGGGAGAGUUCCCUGUACUUGAGGAACUUUGGAUUAAUGGUUGCCCCAAGUUGAUCGGGAAGUUGCCUGAAAAUCUUUCUUCUCUGACAAGAUUGAGAAUUUCAGAAUGCCCUGAACUCAGUUUGGAGACACCUUAUCAUCUUUCUGGCCUUAAGAACCUUUUAAUAAAAGAAUGUCCCGAGUUGUUCCAACUUUUUGAUCACGCUGAGCUGUUUGCAUCCCAACUUCAAGGAAUGAUGCAGCUAGAGUCAUUAAUUAUUGAAAGUUGUCGCUCUCUUACCUCCUUACCUAAUAGCAGUCUGUCGAAAACGUUGAAGAAAAUAGAGAUACAUGAUUGUGAGAAAUUGAAAUUGGAGCCGUCAGCUAGUGAGAUGUUUCUCGAGAGACUGGUACUAACUGAAUGUAAUUCUAUAAAUGAUAUAUCACCUGAGCUGGUCCCAAGAGCACACUAUUUGAGUGUAAAUAGUUGCCACAGCCUUACUAGGCUUUUGAUUUCUACUGGGACUGAAGAUCUAGAUAUUUCUGGAUGUGAAAAUCUUGAAAUACUUUUGGUGGCAUCCAGGACUCCAACGUUGUUGCGAACUAUGAAAAUUCACAGCUGCAAGAAGCUGAAGUCGCUGCCAGAACAUAUGCAGGAACUUCUUCCAUCUCUUAAUCAUCUCCUCCUGUAUUAUUGUCCAGAAAUAAAGUCCUUCCCUGAAGGAGGGUUGCCCUUCAGUCUAGAAGUCCUUGAGAUCUGGUAUUGCAAGAAACUGGAGAAUGAUCGAAAGGAGUGGCAUUUACAGAGACUCCCUUGCCUCAGAGAACUUAAAAUCUUCCAUGGUUCUACUGACGAAGAGAUUCACUGGGAGUUGCCUUGCUCAAUUCAAAGACUUGAGGUAUACAAUAUGAAAACAUUAAGCAGCCAACUUCUCAAAAGCCUCACCUCUCUUCAAUCUCUAUCCACUCUUCGUUUACCUCAAAUUCAGUCAAUGAUCAAAGAAGGGCUUCCCUCGUCUCUUUCUUCACUAACAUUAUCAGAUCAUCGUGAGCUCCAUUCACUGUCAACUGAAGGUCUUCGGGGCCUCACUUCUCUUAGGCAUCUACAGAUUAGCUCCUGCAGUCAACUCCAAUCUCUUCCGGAAUCAGCGCUUCCCUCCUCCCUCUCCUGGCUGACCAUCCAUUCUUGUCCUAAACUUCAACAUCUUCCAGUAAAAGGGAUGCCCUCUGCCCUCUCUAAACUAUCUAUUUCACACUGCCCAUUGCUCAAUCCACGUCUAGAAUUUAUGAAGGGGGAAUACUGGCCAAAUAUUGCUCAUAUUUCCACUAUACAGAUCAAUGGGGAAUACCUGUGA